Zingiber officinale is the source of this 2022-nucleotide messenger RNA. Its product is annotated as protein SHORT INTERNODES-like. The record is from RefSeq and is a predicted model, not a curated record. NCBI's taxonomy places the organism in Eukaryota, Viridiplantae, Streptophyta, Magnoliopsida, Zingiberales, Zingiberaceae. The coding region runs from base 790 to 1578 and encodes 262 amino acids. Gene Ontology annotation, biological process: positive regulation of DNA-templated transcription. Gene Ontology annotation, cellular component: nucleus. Gene Ontology annotation, molecular function: DNA binding; DNA-binding transcription factor activity. The transcript has 2 exons.
CUUCCCUUCCCGCACCACCCCGCACACAGUGGCUGAUAGUGAGAGAGAGAGAGAGAGGAGGAAGCAGAAGAGGCGAAUGGGGAUUGGUAAAGGGAUGGAAAGAAGAGCGCAGCAGAGCAGUGAAUGAAUCACCGAUCGAGGCGGCCGCAGAAGCAGCAACGACAAAGCCGUCUCCUUGGCGGCGUCGCAGCAGUAGAUCCUUCUCUUUCAUUUUCUUUCAAACUGCUAGUCUUCCCGAAGAAAUCGAAGCUCCUGAAGAGAGAGAGAGAGGAGAAGACGCAGCCGCUGCUGCUUUCGACUUGCAGACCCCAAAAAAAACAUCGAGAGAGAAAGAGGAAGUGAUCGUUCUGUUGCCUACUUCUCUGCAAAGAUCAAUUCUUUUUACGGUUUUAGGAAGAAAACGCCACGAAUUGAUGUGUUACCAAGCGGUGGAGUAGAGGAAGGAGCGAAAAAUUUGCUCUUUUAUGGUGGUUUGCUCCGGCGACGGCGGGGAUCAGGAAGAGGGAAGUAAGUGUAGUUCUGCAGAAGUGAGAGUGAUCAUUAUAGCGUCUAAAGUUUAAUGGCGUUUUGCUACGGCGACAGUGAAGAAUAGGGAGAGCAGCGAAGUAGAAGGAGAACGGGUUCUUGCAGCAGCAAGAGUGUUCAUUAUCGCGUCUUUUUCUCUGGAAAGUUUGCACUUGUUUUAGCGCUUUGCUCCGGCGACGGUGGGGAUUAGAGAAGAAAAGCCGGCUGGCAAUUGAUGUGUUAGCUAGAAGGCUGAUCGGAGUGGGAGAAGGGGAAGAAGAGAUCAUGGCGGCUGGAUUCCCUUUCCGAAGCGGCGGGCGUCAACAGCAGCCCCCGACGACGGAGGCUUUCUUCCUCUACGGCGGAGGUCGUAGCCGGAGCGACGACAUGGAAGGUAAUGUUUACACUCGCGGUUUCGAGCUUACAUGGCGGCAGCAGCAGUACUCGGGCUUCCCCCACGAGCUGCCGCUUGCGGGCUCAGCCGCCAUCGAUGGCGACGGGGGGCAGAGCUGUCAGGAUUGCGGCAACAAGGCGAAGAAGGAAUGCGCCCACCUCCGUUGUCGCAUCUGUUGCAUGAACCGCGGCUUCAAGUGCACCACUCACAUCAAGAGCACGUGGGUCCCCGCCGCCAGGCGCCGCGACCGCCGGCAGCAUCAAGCCGCCGGCUGCAGAACCUCCAAGCGAACACUUAAAAUCGUCCCCUCCACCACCGCCACAACCGCCGUCACCACCACAUUUGGAGCAACCCUCGACUCCGAAAUCUUCCCACCGGAGUUGAACACCGAGGCCAUGUUCCGCUGCGUCCGAGUCAGCCCCGUCGACGACGCCGACGAAGAGUACGCAUACCAAACCACCGUCCGCAUCGCCGGCCACCUCUUCAAAGGCAUCCUCUACGACCACGGCGCCGCUAGCGACCUCCCCUCUUCCAAACUCGCCCGCGAGGCAUCCACUUCCUCUGCCACCCUCGCCGCCACCUCCACACCGGAGCUCCUCGACGCAUACCAGACUCCCCUCACCGCCCUCGUCGCCGACUCUUCGUUGCCGUUCUUCCCCCAACAACAAAGGCCUUCCUGAUCAAUAAAUCAAAACACUACUUCUAGCACGAACAGUUCCAUUAAUCAUUCCACAAAAAUGGCGUUUUAAAACCAAGUAACCAUGCAUGGGGAUCGGCGAUCGACCACUCCUUUGUACAAGAAGCUCUCUCUCUCUCUCGCGCGCGCGCGCAUCAAUAUAAUUAAUGCAGAGAGUGUGGUGAGAUUAGGGCAUGGAUGAAUGCUGCCAGGCUGCCCUGGCUGCUCAAGCUCUGAAAGUCUGAAAUGCUUCAAAAAUGAAGACAGAGAGAAGAAGAAACACUAACAGUAAUUAGAUUGUAUGAACUAUAUAUGCUCUUGUUAGCUAUCAUAUAAUUUAUUCAUGUUGUAUUUUCUAGGAUGGCUGUGUGCGCUCUGUUUAGUGUUCAUAUAUGUACAGUAGGGAAUAAACUAUGUAUAUAGCACAAAUGUAAUUGUUUAGAACUAU